Gastrolobium bilobum is the source of this 1545-nucleotide messenger RNA. RefSeq lists its product as uncharacterized. Lineage: Eukaryota; Viridiplantae; Streptophyta; Magnoliopsida; Fabales; Fabaceae. Gene Ontology annotation, molecular function: flavin adenine dinucleotide binding; electron-transferring-flavoprotein dehydrogenase activity. The transcript is spliced from 4 exons. Gene Ontology annotation, cellular component: cytoplasm. Bases 80 to 1162 code for a protein of 360 amino acids. The record is from RefSeq and is a predicted model, not a curated record.
UUCCAUUAAAUAAAUAAUAGUGUAUAGCAGUUGCAGUGGAAAAAUGUGAACCGGGAACAAAGGAAAGCAAAGAAUCGAAAUGGAAAAGCAAGAUGGAAACAGAGUGGUGAUCCUAGGAGGCGGUGUUGCUGGUUCUCUCGUUGCUAAAUCUCUUCAAUUCCAUGCCCAUGUCACUCUCAUUGAUCCGAAGGAAUAUUUUGAGAUUCCUUGGGCAAGCUUGAGGGCAAAGGUUGAGCCAUCCUUUGCAGAGAGGUUGGUGAUCAACCAUAGAGAUUACCUCACCAGUGGUGACAUUGUUAUAUCCAGUGCUGUGAAUUUGACCGAAACCGAAGUGUUGACCGCAGAUGGCCGUCGGAUUGUCUAUGACUAUCUUGUUAUUGCCACUGGCCAUGCAGAUAAUGUCCCCAAAAGUAGGAGUGAAAGACUUAAUGAGUACAUAGAAGAAAAUCAAAAGAUAAAAUCUGCUCACUCCAUUCUGAUUGUUGGAGGAGGUCCUACUGGUGUGGAACUUGCUGGAGAGAUAGCUGUUGAUUACCCAGAUAAGAACGUUACUCUAGUGCACAAAGGAUCAAGGCUGCUGGAAUUCAUUGGGGCAAAAGCUUCUGAGAAGUCUCUAAAAUGGUUGAAAUCAAAGAAUGUUGAGGUGAAACUAGCACAAUCAGUUGAUUUGAACAAUGCCACAGAUGGACGUAAGAUAUAUCAAACUUCACUUGGAGAGACCAUCGAGGCAGAUUGUCAUUUCUUAUGCACAGGGAAACCGCUUGCUUCAGCUUGGCUAAAAGAUACUGUGUUGAAGAAUGACUUGGAUUUUCAUGGAAGGAUUGUGGUGGACGAAAAAUUGAGAGUCAAGGGUCGGGGUAACGUUUUUGCCGUUGGAGAUAUUACAGACAUUCCAGAAAUCAAGCAAGGGUUUUUGGCACAGAAGCAGGCUGAAGUGGUUGCAAAGAACUUGAGGCUGAUCAUUGAGGGAACAAAAGAAUGUGGGAUCACUGGGAUGGAAACUUACAAGCCACAUUCAGUAUUGGCAAUAGUUUCACUUGGGAGGAAAGAUGCGGUGGCACAGGUCCCAUUAAUGACAAUUUGUGGAAGAAUUCCUGGCAUCAUCAAAUCUGGAGAUUUAUUUGUUGGUAAAACAAGAAAACAUAUGGGACUCAACCCUUAAGUUUUGCUAGCUUGACUCGAUAUUAUGCAUGGUGUGGAUACAAAAUCAAUCUGUUUCGUAGUUUGUGUACAAUAUUGGUAUAUCUUCAGUUUGUUCUUAUAUGUAAAAAGGGCAAUCUGGUGCUAUAAAGCUCCCUCCCUACACAGGGUUCAGGGAAGGGUCAAUAGUAGGUAGUCUUACCUAUGCAUUGGCAAGAGGCUGAUUACAGUAACAUGUGGACAAUAGCAACAGUUGUGUCUAGGGUACCAUAUGUAAAUUAUUUUUAUUCUGAUAAAGGGGUGUUUCUUGAGAUGUGAUUGUGUGAGUCAGAAGAGGGAUACAGAUAUUACUAUUGAACUAUUGUAGCAUUGACAUAUUUGGUUUGAUAAAUUUGAUUGGAUGAG